This is a messenger RNA of Dromiciops gliroides (monito del monte), 1199 nucleotides long. It is a transcript of the gene P2RY14, whose product is annotated as purinergic receptor P2Y14. Gene Ontology annotation, biological process: G protein-coupled receptor signaling pathway. Gene Ontology annotation, molecular function: G protein-coupled purinergic nucleotide receptor activity. The transcript has 3 exons. Gene Ontology annotation, cellular component: membrane. NCBI's taxonomy places the organism in Eukaryota, Metazoa, Chordata, Mammalia, Microbiotheria, Microbiotheriidae. The record is from RefSeq and is a predicted model, not a curated record. The coding region runs from base 174 to 1199 and encodes 341 amino acids.
GAGGCUGGAUUUGAACUCAGGACCUCCUGAAUCCAGGGCCAGUGCUUUAUCCACUGCGCCACCUAGCUGCCACUUAUUUCUGGAUUUUGAAAGGAUUUUCAGGAGGACACUCCUGGAUCCAUCCAGAGCAGGUAGUCUAACGUCAAAGUGAGAUCUUGGAGGACUAACUAAAGAUGGACAACGCAACUGCUGGUAACAGAACAGAAUGCCCUCUGAAUUCUCUAAUCACACAAUAUAUCAUUCCCCUGCUCUACUGCUUUGUCUUUGUGGGUGGGAUUCUGCUCAAUGGAAUAUCCGCGUGGAUCUUUUUUUACGUUUCCAACAGCAAGAGCUUCAUCGUCUACCUCAAGAACAUUGUGGCAGCCGACUUUCUGAUGAGUCUCACUUUCCCAUUCAAAAUUCUGAGCGAUUCCAAACUAGGGCCCUGGCAGCUGAGCAUCUUUGUGUGCAAGGGUUCUGCGGUGGUCUUCUACGUCAACAUGUAUGUGGGAAUCGUGUUUUUUGGGCUCAUCGGAUUUGACAGGUACUACAAGAUCGUAAAGCCCCUUCUGGCCUCCUUUGUCCACACGGUCGGCUACAGUAAGAUCCUCUCUCUUUUCAUCUGGGCCCUGAUGCUAUUCCUGGCCAUCCCCAAUAUCAUUCUGACAAAUCAGAGUGUGAAGGAAGAAGACAACGUCAAGUGCAUGGACCUCAAAAACGAACUGGGGAUCAAGUGGCACACGGCCUCCAACUACAUUUUUGUGAGCAUCUUCUGGAUUGUGUUCCUUCUGCUGAUCAUUUGUUACACGGCCAUCACGAGGAAAAUCUACCGCUCUUACCUUAAGUCCAGAAGGAACUCCAUCUCUGUCAAGAAAAAGUCCAGUCGCAACAUCUUCUGCAUCAUGUUUGUUUUUUGUGUGUGUUUUGUCCCUUACCACAUUGCCCGAAUCCCCUACACCAGAAGCCAAAUUGAUGGACAUUAUGACUGCCAAUCCAAAGAGAUUCUCCUCUACACAAAAGAAUUCACCCUGUUGCUAUCUGCGGCCAAUGUGUGCCUGGACCCCAUCAUUUAUUUCUUUCUCUGCCAACCAUUUAGAGAAACUCUGAGGAGUAAGUUCCACUUCAGGUUAAAAGUGUUGCAUAGCCCAGAAAUGUCCAAAACCAAGAGAAGCAAUGAAAUGUUGGAUAAUGCAAUUCUGGAUAGCACAGAUACGCUCUGA